Physcomitrium patens is the source of this 1307-nucleotide messenger RNA. Its product is annotated as protein SRC2. Gene Ontology annotation, biological process: defense response. The record is from RefSeq and is a predicted model, not a curated record. Lineage: Eukaryota; Viridiplantae; Streptophyta; Bryopsida; Funariales; Funariaceae.
CGCGCAUUCACUUAAUUCAAUCUGUCUGUCUGUCUGAAAAAGUAUUGUGGCGGAUUUCGGACAAAAGUUGUUGUUGUUGUUGUUUUGGAUUGGAGUGGUAGCUUUUGAAGCCGAUUUGAAUUCGUCGGAUUUGUAGGAAGUCGGUUUAGUAGACGCCAGGGAUUGUUGGCGUAGGAAAGAGAGCGAGAGAGGGGUUCGGUUCCGAUGGGUCCGCAGCGGGAGCUGGAGGUGACGGUGCUGUCGGCAAAAGACUUGAAGAACGUGAAACUGACAGGAGGAGUGAUGAACCCUUACUGUGUGGCGUGGAUCUACCCCCACAUGAAGGUUUCCGGUGCCGUGAACAAUGGCGGAGGAGUGAACCCGACGUGGAACACCAUCAUUAAGCUGGUCGCGGAGGAGAGCCUGAUCCAGCAAGGAAACGCUAACAUCACGGUCGAGAUUUACAACCAUGGAAAAUUCUCCAACAAGUUUAUUGGGUCAGCGCUUGUUUCCCUCUCAGACGUGAAGGAGCAAAGCAAAGGCUCCUCAUAUCAGGUCCGGAAGAAAUCAGGGAAGGUCCAGGGUUUGAUUAACGUGGCAGUGAAGGUGGGAAGAGUAGUAUCUGAAGAGGAAGCGGCGAAGUACGCUCCUCCGAGCGUGGGAGUGCCAUACGCAAGCGGCAUGGGAGGAGGGUCACAAUACCAACAGCAACAACCAUACUAUCCGCAACAACAGCAUCCACAAUAUGUACACCAACAAGCGCAGCCGAGGAGGAGGGGCGGUCCCGGGAUGGGCUUGGGCGCUGGAUUGCUGGGAGGCAUGUUGCUGGGCUCGGCUCUAGAUGGUGGCGGCGGGUGCGGUGGUGGAUGCGGUGGAGGCUGCGGCGGUUAAUCCAUCCCUCCAUCGCCAUUAUGUUUUAUAGUUAGUUUUGAGCUAGAUUGUGGUAUUCCCAGUGAAGCUGUAUCCACACGUACACAAACUAUAUGUGCAUAUUGGUUUCGAGAUGUGCCGUCUGUGGCAUGGUUCUGAGGUUGCAGGUGCAGUGGGAGCCAGAUUGCCAUGCAAUUUGUUCACAUUUUUCAAGUGACUGAGUGAAUGAGAGUGAGUGAGUUCGGAAGGUUAGAAGGUAAAACAAGGCACUCUUGUAAAUCAUUCCGUCUGAGUCUCUCGAGCGUCUUCCUUGUGACCUCACAAGUCUGCCUUUCAAGACUGUAUUUAUUGUCAUUUCCACCUGUUGUUUCUGCACAACUGAUACACCUUUUAAUGCUUAGGUAUAUAUGUUUCAAAUAUUAUAAUUAAUGCCAUUUGGUAGUUUUUUCAAAGUUUUA